AUGUCUUCUUGGGUCCAUGCAAGCGUAGAUAGUGUGCGUGGUAAACAUCAGAAGGGAGAUGCACUAUGGGUGCGUGUGAAAAAAUUGUAUCACGAAGCUCAAGCAGAAAAUCCAGCUGAAAUUAACAAAAGAAAUGUGGAUUCUAUGAAGAGUCGAUGGAAACGACUUAACGAAAAUGCAAACAAAUGGGUGGCUGCUUGCAGAGAAGCAAACGCGCGAAGGAGGAGUGGAAUGAGCGACCAAGAUGUUGAGAAUGAAGCUCAUAGCAUCUACCAAGCAGGAGGCGGCAACAAAUUUCAAGAUUUGAUAGUGUUUAAUGAAGUUAUGAGCAAACAUCAAAAGUGGACUAUUCAUGAUACAACACAGGUAUUUCCUGACAAUGAAAAUGUUGGUUAUGAACAAGAUGGUAGCAAUUCAAAGAGGACAAAGACUUCUGAAUCUGGCGAGUAUACUAUCCCUUCAAAUCCGGAAACUCCUACAUCUAGCCAUUCAACUAGUUCUCGGCCUAUGGGCAGAGACAAGGCAAAAAGAAAAGGAAAAGUAAGGUAA
Salvia hispanica is the source of this 549-nucleotide messenger RNA. RefSeq names its product glutathione S-transferase T3-like. Lineage: Eukaryota; Viridiplantae; Streptophyta; Magnoliopsida; Lamiales; Lamiaceae. The record is from RefSeq and is a predicted model, not a curated record.